Molecule: messenger RNA, 1755 nt
Organism: Candida albicans SC5314
Lineage: Eukaryota; Fungi; Ascomycota; Pichiomycetes; Serinales; Debaryomycetaceae
Exons: 1
Coding region: 1-1755 (584 amino acids)
Source: RefSeq, a predicted model, not a curated record
AUGGAAAUAGAAGUACACUUUAAGAAUGUAUUGGAUACUUUCCCUAGACUUUUAAAAGAAGCCCUGAGCAUUAAUGGUAGUCUUUCCUCAAGGAAAGGUUCAGAAGCAGAAACGGUCCUAAAUUUAAUUUUGAAUUCCAAUAUUAGAUUUGAUUCUUUGGAAUUGUCAAACUUUCGGGGUCCAAUUGUACCACCAGUUGCCACAAACAUUAAAUUAUCGAGCACUAUUUUGAAUAGCUAUAAUAUUUCUGGCAUGAAAAAGUUGGACAUAAAAAUGGAUUUUAGUGAUGAUGAAACCCAUGAGUACACUUUUUCUUCUGAUUUGGAAGAUUUAACAAUUGAUGCAAAUUUUUCGAUGCAAGUGACGUUACCUCCGAAUUUGCGGAAACUAUGUGUCAGAGCAGGGUGGGAUUCGGUAGAUUUCAUAUCGCAAGAGAUGGUUUAUUUAGAGCAUUUACAACUUAAAUUGCCGAGUAUUGAAUCUUUUGAAGACAUAGGAAUAAUUGCACCAAAUUUGAAAACGUUAGUGUUGACUGAUUGUGAAGAGUUAUCUAAUUACGACAACUUAAAGCAAUUUCAACAUUUAAAGCAUUUAGUUUUGACACAUUGUGAAUAUCCUUUUAGUUUGUUAAGGAAAGGAACUUUUCUGGAGUUAGAAAGCUUCGAAUAUACAGCAGGUGAGGAUGUACACCCAGACGAUUUCACCGACGAACUAUUAACCUUUCCCGCAAAUUUGAAGAAAUUAACAAUACAUUGCUGCGAUUUUGUGAAUUUAGAUUUGGAAAAUCUAAUACUUCCUUCUACAUUGACACAAUUAGAACUUCAUCAUCUAAUCUUCGAUGACGGUUACUUUUAUUUAAGUGAAAAUUUGCAACAUGUUCACAUUGAAGCAACAAAGCUUACAUUCGACAGCAGUUUCAGAAUUCCUCCCAUGGCAGAACAAAUCAAAUUACUGGCUACUUGUGUAACUUUUGAAAGUUGGGAUUUCAUGUAUCAUUUGCCAAAUAGUCUUACUAGCUUGCACUUGGCUACUAUCGACAAGGAAAAUCCAAUACAUAUAAAUCAAAGGAUCAAAUGGCCCUUGAUGUUAGGUAGUUUUACAUUAAAGGGGUUUGAUAUAAAUUGUAAUGCAUUAGAAUUAUUGAAUAUGAAAGAAUCUAGACUUGAAGUAAUAAAUAUUUCCGAGUGCAACAUAGAGACAUUAAAUAUUGAUCUAUUUCCAAUUAGUGUGAAAAAUUUAACUUUAAUGCAAAUAGGAAUUCGUGAAUUGCCUGCUUCGUUUGAAAAGUUAAAGAACUUGAGGGAGUUAUCGCUCAUGAGAACUCGAUUAAAAAAAGUAAACCCUGUCAAAUUACCAAUAUCAUCAUUAAAGGUGUUGGACUUGUGUCAGUGUGACCUCCGUUUGUUAUCGCCAUUUUUGAUCUCAAUGCUUGAGGAAAAGAAUAAGAACGCAAAACUAUUAGUAGACGCCACAGGAAACUGGAAUUUGAAUAUUACUGAUGUGAAAAGUGCAUUGAAAGCAAUUAGAGGACUUUCAUUACAUCUCAAUAAGCCCAAUAGCACCUUAUCAGAAUUAUUUCAAUAUUUCUCUCGUGUGGAUUGCAUGUUUAAUGUCAUUGAUCCUUAUUUUGAAGAACCCGAAGCGGAAGAGGUGGCGGUUUCUAAUUAUGAUUCAAAAGACUUUUACGAGGGAAGCUUGAUUGGUUUGAAUGGGGAAGAUAAUGACGAUUGUCAUAAAAGAAGAAGGAUGCAAUGA